Molecule: messenger RNA, 1318 nt
Organism: Paecilomyces variotii
Lineage: Eukaryota; Fungi; Ascomycota; Eurotiomycetes; Eurotiales; Thermoascaceae
Product: F-box domain protein
Exons: 2
Coding region: 119-1267 (382 amino acids)
Molecular function (GO): protein binding
Source: RefSeq, a predicted model, not a curated record
CGGCUAUAAUAAUUAAUUAUUUAUUCUACACAACACCACACCACAACUACUGCGAGGAAGCCGCUUAUCUCUUCUCAAACUACCUGGAGAAAUAGAUUCCUUCUACCAUGGAUGAGGCAUGAAGUCAUCACCGCACGCCGCGCAGGGUAUCUAUCUUCCCACGGAAAUCGUCAUUCAGAUCGUAUCCUUUGUCGCCUCUGACAAUGCCCGCCGCCAACAGGAUCUCCAUGCCUGCUGCUUGAUCUCUCGCCAGUGGUACUCUGCAGCAGUUCCUCUGCUCUACGAGAAGCCUAGACUCGAUAAUGGCUUGACAUUUUCGCUGUUUGCGCGAACAGUCUGUCCGCCCAUCAGCGCGCGUCCAAGCAAGGUCAAGCUGGGUAGUCUUGUGCGACGCUUGGAUAUGAGCUGGCAGGUCCACGAGAGCACCCAUAGCCUUACCGCCAGGCUUCUUGGAAGAGUCAAGGAGAAUCUGGAAGUAUUUAUUGCUCCAGCGGCUGCUUUUGCGAUCAACUGCCUCGCCUCCCUUUCCAAAUGCAACAACCUACGAUACCUCGAUCUCUACCUGGUCCGAGAAUCCAUCCCAUUCACCAGUCUCAAGAAAUCUCUAAGUAAUCUCGAGAAACUCACCACCAUUCGUCUUCCACGUUCUACAUCCCUGAACGUUUCCGAUUCCACCAAUAUCAAAUGGCCAUCGAAUCUCCAACGACUCCAACUGAGCGGCAGUUUCCCUUCCUCCAUCGGCUCCAUCUCCUGGCCAGAUCGACUGACCAGUCUAACUCUUCGGAGUUGCGAAGACCUCUCCGUCGCCCCCAUGAGCAGUCUUCUCAGUAGUCCGCAGCUAUCUCGAGCCCUGAAACGGCUCACGAUCCUGGAGAAUCGCCGCUUGGAGCCAGCGUCGAUCAAGGCCAUACCAAUCUUCUUACCCCAGCUCAAGUUCCUUAGUGUACCAGGGGGGUUAGUCGACAAUAGCUUUUUCGAAAUGCUCAUCGAGAUGUCCACCCCGAUAGCACUUGAGGUCCUCGAGUUCGGGCCCUGUGAUAGCGAUGGACUCCACUUCUCCUAUUGGGCGCUUAUAGAUGCGCUCGAUAAGGGACUGGCUAAUCUCCGCACAGUUGGGUUCCAUGUGAAAUGGUGCACUGAGGAACGUAUCACGGAAGACGAGUAUAUCGAACAAGCCCUGAAAUCUCGGCAUGAGAUACCCACUACGAAUGGCGAUGCUGCGGCUGAGGCUGAUGAAGAUGUUGAUGUGGGAGUCUAUUAUACAUAAUUAAUGACAGAUCACUCUUAGGCACCUCACCUACUAGCAACGAGUUCCCUA